Messenger RNA from Toxorhynchites rutilus septentrionalis, 591 nucleotides. Its product is annotated as protein transport protein Sec61 subunit gamma. The record is from RefSeq and is a predicted model, not a curated record. The coding region runs from base 164 to 370 and encodes 68 amino acids. Gene Ontology annotation, cellular component: Ssh1 translocon complex; membrane. NCBI's taxonomy places the organism in Eukaryota, Metazoa, Arthropoda, Insecta, Diptera, Culicidae. Gene Ontology annotation, biological process: post-translational protein targeting to membrane, translocation; protein targeting. The transcript is spliced from 2 exons. Gene Ontology annotation, molecular function: transmembrane protein transporter activity.
ACUGCACGGAACAAACGGGAUUGUUCACUUCACUUUUAUCCUGGCGGCAACGUAGUUUCGUUGAUCUCGAAAGAAAAAUCUGCGAUUCCCGUGCAAUUAGUGUAAAUUUGUGUGUUUCACCGUUAAUAACGUUAAAUAUAUAAACCCCAUCGAGAACAUAAAAAUGGACCAGAUUGCCAAGAUCUACGAGCCAGGCCGUUCGUUCGCCAAGGACUCGAUCAGGCUGAUCAAACGGUGCACCAAGCCCGAUCGGCGUGAGUUCCAGAAGAUUGCGAUCGCCACCGCCAUUGGUUUCUGCAUUAUGGGAUUCAUCGGUUUCUUCGUAAAACUGAUACACAUCCCUAUCAACAACAUCAUCGUUGGAUCAUAAAUACCAUCCCGCGGCUGUCGGAGGGAAGGCUUGAAAGGUUGCCACUCGAGCGCAGCAGGGUGGAUAAUAAAAGCAUUGAUUCAUUCGUCUUAUACAUCUAUAAGAUAGUUUCUCUUUAGUGUUUAAUCGUACGUAAGAAUGGUGUUUGUCGAUGUGUUUAGACUGAAGCAAACGAGAGAAAAAUAAUAAUAUAACUUAUUGUUUGACUAUACACAGUUCAA